Messenger RNA from Pieris macdunnoughi, 1380 nucleotides. The record is from the annotation of a GenBank genome assembly. NCBI's taxonomy places the organism in Eukaryota, Metazoa, Arthropoda, Insecta, Lepidoptera, Pieridae.
AUGGAGAAAAAUGAAGAGAAACCCGUACUUAAAAGGAAUGCAUUUAAUAUACUCAAUAAUAAGAAUGAAAACAUCACGUUUAUUGAUCUAAGUAAUCAACAUUUCACUAAUCUUAACAAUAACUUAAUUUUACCGAUACACUUAUGUGAAAUAAACCUUUCGCACAACAGCUUAACGCGAGUGCCCCAAAGCAUUAUGGAUCUUACAAACAUUCGAAAAUUGGACUUAUCUUACAAUAAUAUUGAGGCAUUUGACGACGUACCAAGUUUUUGUCAUAUUAUAGAAGAUUUAGACCUAUCCAACAAUAAUAUACACAGUCCUCCUUACUGGGUCUGGGCAGCAUCUCCUAAAAAAUUAGUAAAAUUAAAUAUGAGCAAUAAUACCAACUUAAAAGAUGAAUAUUUAUUCGAAUUUUUACAACAUAAACCUCUAGUCAAGGAAGUUAUUAUUCACAAUUGUAGAAUAAAUAAAGAUUACAAGCUUAUAGCAACAUUUGUAAAUGCUAAGUCUAUACAACUUGGCAAUUCCUAUACUUUAUGUAAAGCCAAUGCUUUUUAUGAUAUUCCUUUUAAGGGCCUUAUAGAAUGUAUUAAUUUGGAAAAGCUUAAUGUACAGAAUACAUUUAUAAAUAGUGUUACAGCAAAAAUAGGUGUAUUUGAAAAACUAAUAGAAAUAGACUUGUCAUGCAAUAAGAUAGAUGCUCUGCCUAAAGAAUUUUGUACUUUAAAAAAUUUAGAAGUUUGUUUGCUAUCAUUUAAUCAGCUAUUAUAUUUACCUGAAGAAAUACUUCAGUUACAGAAAUUAAAGGUGCUAUCUCUAAAUAAUAAUGAAUUAUGUAUGCUUCCAAAUAAUUGGAGUAACAUGAAAAAUCUUAAAUCCCUAGAUUUGUAUGAUAAUUUUCUUUGUGAUUUACCUGAAAUCAAUAACUAUGAUGAAAUUGAUCUUGCCCAAAAUUAUUUUGAAGAACCUGAGAAUUAUGUUUACAUUGAAAAACAAAAGAAGAUAAGAUUAAAGUAUUCAGAACAAAGAUAUUGUGGAAGAAAGAAGGAAGUAGUUAAAGAGGAAUGGGAUCAUACUCCUAACCUAACUGAUGAUGAAUUACAAUGGAAUGAGAAUGAAAACAAUGAAACCUAUCAAAACAGACCUUCUUCAACUUCAUCUGAAGACUGGGAAGCAGAAGAUUGGUGGGUUCCACAUAUGACUGCUAAAAGUAGAACUUCACCUCAAUCCCCUUGGGUUAUGUUUAUUCAAAAAAAAAUCAAUGAAGGUCACUUCUGUCCCAUUGAUUUACACAAGGAACCCAUCGAUAAGGUAUCACAGCCUAAAGUUUUUAGAACUGUGUCUGGACAGUUUGAUGAUUAUUCUGAUGAUGAUAAUUAA